Molecule: messenger RNA, 843 nt
Organism: Diorhabda sublineata
Lineage: Eukaryota; Metazoa; Arthropoda; Insecta; Coleoptera; Chrysomelidae
Exons: 1
Coding region: 1-843 (280 amino acids)
Source: RefSeq, a predicted model, not a curated record
AUGUUACAACAACUUUGGAAGGAAAAUCUAUCUUGGGACAGUCCAGUUUCCCAUGAAUUACAAGUUAAAUGGAACAAUUUUAUACAAGAACUUCCGUCAUUAAAUUAUUUAAAAAUUCAGCGACAUGUUAUUUGUGAUAAUUCCACACAAAUAGAAUUACAUGCCUUUUCAGACGCUUCUGCGGUAGCAUAUGGUGCAGCUGUGUAUUUCAGAUCAAAAAAUUGCUAUGGUGAAACAUUUUGUCAUUUGCUUAUCUCUAAAGCUAAGGUUGCGCCAAUUAAAUCACUAACAAUCCCUCGGUUAGAAUUAUGUGCAGCCCAUCUUCUGGCUAAACUUGUUAAUAAGGUUACUACUUCUUUGAGGCUUGAUUUCAAUUCUGUAACAUUAUGGUCUGACUCCACAAUAGUGUUGGGUUGGAUUAAAACUCCAGUUCAUUUGUUAAAACCAUUCGUUCGAAAUCGAAUUGCUGAAAUACAGGAGUUAACUGAUAUCAGUUCAUGGCGUUAUGUUCCAAGUUUAGAAAAUCCUGCAGACAUUUUAUCAAGAGGCUCUUAUCCUAGUAGUUUGAAUAAUUCAAAUAUAUGGUGGCAGGGUCCAUAUUGGCUCCAAGAGAGCCCUGACCUUUGGCCAAAAGACAACAAGACGUCUAUUCCCCUUCCAGAAAUAAAAACUACUUUGGUAGCGGUGUCUGAAUUUAAAUUUCCAUUCGAAAGGAUUUCUAAUUUGAAUCGAUUGAGGAGGUGCAUGGCUUUCAUUUUAAGAUUUAUAAAAAAUUGCUCAAGUAAUAAAGAAAAUCGAUCGUUUGGUGUUUUUACAACAACAGAAUUAGAUAACUCUUUGUAG